This is a messenger RNA of Myotis lucifugus (little brown bat), 485 nucleotides long. It is a transcript of the gene LACRT, whose product is annotated as lacritin. Lineage: Eukaryota; Metazoa; Chordata; Mammalia; Chiroptera; Vespertilionidae. Bases 75 to 404 code for a protein of 109 amino acids. The transcript is spliced from 5 exons. The record is from RefSeq and is a predicted model, not a curated record.
GGCCCAGCAGUCCCAGCACUGUAUUUGGGACCCUCUGAGGAUUCUGUGGUGAUACACACUCCUGAGCGUCAACCAUGAGAUUCACAGCUCUUCUCCUUCUGGCAGUGCUGGCUGGGGCCCUGGUCUGUGCCCAAGAUGCCACUGCUGGUCCUGCACAACCUACUGAGGACCCUGCGAGCUUGCAAUCUGAUGCACCCCAAGAGACAACCAUAGCAGCCCAGACUUCGGCGGCAGCCCAGGAGCCAACCACCAAGCAAAGAAAAAACCUGGAAUCCGUGAUAGAGAAAGGUAGAUCGGACCUAAAAGGUGUCAUUGCAGGAGCAAAAAAAACGGUGGACGAAAGAAUUCAAAACGCUAAAGAUGCUCUGAAGAAGAGGUUGGGUCCAAUCAUAUCUAUCAUUUGAGAAGCUAUAAAGAAUGGGAUCUGGGAAUUUAACGCCUUAAUCAUGUGUACGGCUCAGAGCAAUUAAAUUGAAAGCAUUCAA